Molecule: messenger RNA, 504 nt
Organism: Scutellospora calospora
Lineage: Eukaryota; Fungi; Glomeromycota; Glomeromycetes; Diversisporales; Gigasporaceae
Source: the annotation of a GenBank genome assembly
AUGGAGUUUCUUGAGGCCGUUGCCGAUAUUAUUCCGCUUAGUUUAAAGGUAGAAGUGGUCUCCAGUGAUGGAACUUCGACACCAUUUAAUUUAGACGAGCCAAAUUAUAAUGAUUUUCCUUCAAUGUCAUUGGACCAAAUGCGUGAAUACCUAUACAAAAAAGGCUUGAUAAUUGGCCGACAAAACACAAAUUUUCGAAAUGUAUUCGGAAGCAAGAUACCACUCGCUCGAGAACCUGAAUGUGAACUCAAAGAUAUUUUGACUCCGACAAAUGAACAAGCGCCGGAUGGCUUUUUUACUAUUUACCUAGAUAAAGACUUAGAAAUGCCCAGUUUUCCUGAAAUUGUUCAAAAACUUGAUUUAGAUAAAGGAUGUAAAAAGUCGAACGAUGGUACUAUUAAAGCAACGAAUAAAAAAGCUUAUUCCAUAAAAAAUCAGAACAUGAACUGUACAUUUAAAAAACAUUAUGUACAUUCAUUAAUAAAUUUCGAAUGUUACGUGUAA